GGGAAAGAAGUCCCCGCCCCAAGCCUGCUCUACCGGACACCCGGCCCCUCUCGCUGUUCCCCUUUUCCUAGGACCCCGAGCGCCUGGGCUCGUCCUCUCCGGUGCCCGCUGCCGGGAUCGGAUGCCAGGGCGGGCAGGCAAGGAGCACCGCGCUGGGGCCUUUGGGAACAAGCGGGAGACUCCGGUGGGCGACGGACUCUGGGGCUUGGUCAGCUGCGGGGGAAUAGGAUAGAUGGUAGUGUGCCCUGGGCUCUGACCGUCUCUCUUACCAUGAGGUGGAGCCACCCUUUGCCCAGGACCUUAUGGGGCCUGGGUCUGGGAAGAGCAUUCCAGCCAGCAGAUGAACAUAUCCCCUUCCUGAUCCACUGGAUUUGUGCACUUAAAGGGGAGUGUCCCCUUGGGCCCCAUAGAGCCCUUAUACGCCACCAUGGAAGCUCAGUGGGCAGCCGGCCCCCAUCAGGGAGGCAUGAGCAGUUGUUCCGGAGCACCCCUGCCGCUGAAGCCAUCCAGCAGCACCGCCGGAACCUGGCCGAGUGGUUCAGCCGGCUGCCCAGGGAAGAGCGCCAAUUUGGCCCAACAUUUGCACUAGACACUGUCCAUGUGGAUCCUGUGAUUCGCGAGAGCACCCCCGAUGAGCUACUUCGCCCACCUUCGGAGCUGGCCCUGGAGCAUCCGCUGCCCCCGGCCAGGCUCCCCACACUCGCCCUGUCUCAACUCUUUGACCCAGAUGCCUGUGGGCGCCGGGUUCAGACAGUGGUUCUGUAUGGGACAGUGGGCACAGGCAAGAGCACAUUGGUGCGCAAGAUGGUCUUGGACUGGUGUUACGGGCGGCUGCCAGCCUUUGAGCUGCUCAUCCCCUUCUCCUGUGAGGACCUAUCAUCCCUGGGUCCUGCCCCGGCCUCCUUGUGCCAACUUGUGGCCCAGCGCUACACACCCCUGAAGGAGAUUCUGCCCCUGAUGGCCACCACUGGGUCUCGCCUACUCUUUGUGCUCCAUGGCUUAGAGCAUCUCAACCUUGACUUCCGGCUGGCAGGCACAGGGCUUUGCAGUGAUCCUGAGAAGCCAGAGGCACCAGCUGCCAUCAUAGUCAAUCUGCUGCGCAAAUACAUGCUGCCUGAGGCCAGAAUUCUGGUGACUACCCGUCCCUCUGCCAUUGGCCGCAUCCCCAGCAAAUAUGUGGGCCGCUAUGGCGAGAUCUGUGGCUUCUCUGAUACCAACCUGCAGAAGCUCUAUUUUCAACUCCGCCUCAACCAGCCAGACUGUGAGCACAGUGCCGGGGGUAUGGGUGUCUCAGCUACGCCAGCUCAGCGUGACAACCUGGUAGAGAUGCUCUCUAGGAACCUGGAAGGGCACCACCAGAUCGCCGCUGCCUGCUUCCUGCCCUCCUAUUGCUGGCUUGUCUGUGCCACUUUGCACUUUCUGCAUGCCCCUACACCAGCUGGACAGACCCUCACAAGCAUCUACACCAGCUUCCUGCGCCUAAACUUCAAUGGGGAGAUGGUGGACAGCACUGACCCCUCUAAGUUGUCCCUGAUGGCCUAUGCAGCCCGAACCAUGGGCAAGUUGGCCUAUGACGGGGUAUCUUCGCGCAAGACCUACUUCUCUGAAGAAGAUGUCCAUGGCUGCCUGGAAGCUGGCAUCAGGACAGAAGAGGAGUUUCAGCUGUUGCAUGUCUUCCGCCGGGAUGCCCUGAGAUUUUUUCUGGCCCCAUGUGUGGAGCCAGAGCACCCGGGCACCUUCGUGUUUACUGUGCCUGCCAUGCAGGAAUAUCUUGCUGCCCUCUACAUUGUGUUGGGUUUGCGUAAGACAACUCUGCAGCGGGUGGGCAAGGAAGUGGCUGAGCUCGUGGGCCGUGUUGGGGAGGACGUCAGCCUGGUAUUAGGCAUCGUAGCCAAGCUGCUGCCCUUGCGGGUCCUGCCUCUGCUCUUCAACUUGCUUAAGGUGGUUCCACGAGUGUUUGGGCACGUGGUGGGUAAGAGCCGCGAGGCAGUGGCCCAGGCCAUGGUGCUGGAGAUGUUCCGAGAGGAGGAUUACUACAAUGACGAUGUCCUGGACCAGAUGGGUGCCAGUAUUCUGGGCAUGGAGGGCCCCCGGUGCCACCCAGAUGAGCCCCCUGAGGAUGAGGUCUUUGAGCUCUUCCCCAUGUUCAUGGGAGGGCUUCUCUCUGCUCAUAACCGGGUCAUGCUGGCUCAGCUUGGCUGCCCUAUCAAGAACCUGGAUGCCCUGGAGAAUGCCCAGGCCAUCAAGAGGAAGCUGGGCAAGCUGGGCCGGCGGGUGCUGCCCCCCUCAGAGCUCCUUGACCACCUCUUCUUCCACUACGAGUUCCAGAAUCAACGCUUCUCUGCUGAGAUGCUCAGCUCCCUGCGCCAGCUCAAUCUGGCGGGAGUGCGCAUGACACCCCUCAAGUGCACAGUGGUAGCAGCUGUACUGGGCAGUGGAAAGCAUGUCUUGGAAGAGGUGAACUUGGCCUCCUGCCAGCUGGACCCUGCUGGGGUGCGCACACUCAUGCCUGUCUUCCUGCGUGCCCGGAAACUGGGGUUGCAACUCAACAGUCUGGGCCCUGAGGCCUGCAGGGACCUCCGAGACCUGCUGCUGCAUGACCAAUGCCAAAUUACUACCCUGCGGCUGUCCAACAACCCGCUGACGGCUGCAGGUGUGGCUCUGCUGGUAGAGGGGCUAGCAGGAAACACCUCACUGACACACCUGUCCCUGCUACACACGGGCCUUGGGGACGAGGGCCUGGAACUGCUGGCUGCCCAGCUGGACCGUAACCAACAACUACAGGAGCUGAACGUGGCCUACAAUGGCGCUGGCAACACAGCGGCCCUGGCCCUGGCCAAGGCUGCCUGGAAGCAUCCUUCCCUCGAGCUGUUGCACCUCUACUUCAAUGAGCUGAGCUCAGAGGGCCGCCAGGUCUUGCGGGACUUGGGGGGCACUGCUGAAGGCGGUGCCCGGGUUGUGGUAUCACUGACGGAGGGGACAGCAGUGUCCGAGUACUGGUCGGUGAUCCUCAGUGAAGUCCAGCGGAACCUCAACAGCUGGGAUCAGGGCCGGGUGCGGCGCCACCUUGAGCUAUUGCUGCAGGAUCUGGAAGAUAACCGAGGAGCCACUCUUAAUCCCUGGCGCAAGGCCCAGCUGCUUCGAGUGGAGGGAGAGGUCAGGGCCCUCCUGCAACAGCUGGGAGGCCCUGGAAGCUGAAACAGUGGCAGCAGGCACCUAGCUGUGUGACCUGUGGCCCCAAACCCCUUCCCUCUGGGGCCUCCUGGCUUGCACUACUACUUCUAGAAAAAUCCCUUCAGAGUUGGAGGCAAAGGAAUGGGCACAGCUGUGUUAGUGGCACUCCUGGAACAUGUCCAACCAAUACUCCCCAGCCUGGAAUUUCCAGGGUCAUGGAACAUGCCUCCUCUCCCUUGGUUUAGAAGGACCGAAGGAUGUGGCAUUUUGGUGGCCAAGUUGCCUUGUAGCACCACCACCAACUUUGCCUUCCUCCGCUCAAGGAGACUUGGUGCCACCAGGUGGCGCACUUCUUAAUCGGCCUUGCCAGGGAUGUUGCUGGAGGACUUCCACCUCCCGCUUUUCUGCUUUCUGUGGACACUGAGAAUGCCCGUAGCCACUUUCUUCUCUAAUUGGUGCUUUCUCCUCAGCCUCAUGCUCCCUUACCCCAAUGGUACCUGUGCUCUUUGGCCCCUAGGGACAUGUGUGCUGACUUGCUGCUAUUAAAAAAAAAAACUGUGUCUUCCA
This is a messenger RNA of Hipposideros armiger (great roundleaf bat), 3741 nucleotides long. It is a transcript of the gene NLRX1, whose product is annotated as NLR family member X1. The transcript is spliced from 10 exons. Bases 271 to 3198 code for a protein of 975 amino acids. Lineage: Eukaryota; Metazoa; Chordata; Mammalia; Chiroptera; Hipposideridae. The record is from RefSeq and is a predicted model, not a curated record. Gene Ontology annotation, molecular function: protein binding.